AUGGUACGAUUUAAACCGUCGAAGACAAAGUACAAUGUAAAAAAAUAUCAUAGAAAAAUGGGAACUAAUCCAAACGAUUUAAAUCAUCGACAAAUACAUCCACACGAUGAUGUUAAGUAUAGUAAUGGAGUCGGUACUAAAGUAACAAUUGAAGCAAGUCCAACUGAAGCUUCGUCUAGUGUUAAAAUGAAGGAUCUUUUCGCAAAAAAAGAUGACAGCGAAAAGAAAGACAAAACGCCGGUGCCGAUGGUCGGCUUCUUGAGUCUGUUUCGUUUCGCCACUGGAGCUGAUUUUUUGUACAUGCUAAUCGGUACUGUUGCCGCUUUGGUUCACGGGGCUGCAUUUCCACUAAUGUUACUUAUCUUCGGACAAGUUACCGAUAUUUUUACCCAACGGCCACUCAAUGUAUGCGACCUUGAUUUUUCAAUAUUUAACGGCCGUUGUCCACCUGGAGUGACGUUGACUACAGAGAAUAUUUAUACGGAAAUUGCAAAGUGUAAUCUGACGGGUUUAAAUAUCACUCUACCGGAUGUCGAUUUCCUUGGAAAUAUUCGUCAGCAGUCAUUGUGGCUUACGAUUAUGGGAUGCGGCACUAUAGUAGUCGGAUACUUUCAAGUUGCCUUUUGGUCGAUUGCUUGUGAACGGCAAACACGUCGUCUCCGCGAAAUACUAUUUCGAUCAAUACUUCAUAAAGAAAUUGCGUAUUUUGAUACUUAUAAAACCGGUGAACUUAGUACAAGAUUGAGUGAUGAUGUUAAUAAGGUUCAUGAUGGCAUUGGCGAUAAAGUCGGUUCGGCAUUGCAAUUUUUCGCUGGCUUCAUUGCCGGCCUUGUUCUUGGACUAGUCAAAGGAUGGAAAUUGACACUGGUGAUACUCUCUGUUAGUCCCGUGCUUUUUAUUAGCGCAAUGAUCAUAACGAAACUGACUGCAACAAUGACUUCUCAAGAGUUGAAAGCUUAUGCAAAAGCCGGCGCUGUUGCCGAAGAAGUACUCAGUAGUAUUCGAACAGUGUUUUCUUAUAAUGGUACAGGUUAUGAAGUGAAAAGAUACGAACAACAUCUAAGAGCCGCUAAGAUUCGUGGUAUUAGAAAAGGAGUCUUCAAUGGAGCUUUGAUGGGUACUAUCUUCUGUUUAAUGUUUUGUACUUACGCUUUGGGUUUCUGGUAUGGAGCCAAACUUGUUCGUGAAGAGAAUUAUUCGAUCGGUGGAAUUCUUAUUGUCUUUUUCUCAAUUAUCACAGCCGUUUUUAGUCUUGGUCAAGCUGCUCCUCAUCUACAAUCCUUAGCACAAGCUCGUGGUGCAGCUUUCGCAUUAUGGAAUAUAAUUGAUACACCAUCAGCAAUAAGUAUAGAUGAUCCCAAUGGUAUUAAAAAGGAAGAUUUCGUUGGCGAAAUCAAAUUUUCUAAUGUCAAUUUUGUUUAUCCAUCUCGACCGGACGUUACCGUACACAAUAAUCUUAGUUUCACUGCUAAAUCAGGUCAAACAACAGCACUUGUAGGCACAUCCGGUUGUGGAAAAAGUACCUGCAUGCAAUUGUUACAGAGAUUUUAUGAUACAGUUAGCGGUACAGUUGAAAUCGAUGGAAUUCCAGUGAAUCAAUAUAAUCUGACUUGGCUUCGGCAACAUAUUGGCAUUGUAUCACAAGAACCUAUCUUGUUUCAAGUCAGUAUCAGCGAAAAUAUACGUUUUGGACGUAUGGAUGCGACACCCGAAGAAAUUGAAAAGGCAGCUAAAAUGGCUAAUGCGCAUGACUUUAUCAUGGAACUGCCAAAGAAAUACGACACGCUCGUCGGUGAACGUGGCGCACAAUUGAGUGGAGGACAAAAACAACGCGUUGCUAUUGCGCGUGCACUCGUUCGAAAUCCGCGUAUUCUUCUGUUGGAUGAAGCAACUAGCGCUCUCGAUACCGAAAGUGAACGUAUUGUACAAGAAGCGCUUGAUCGUGCUUCAAAAGGACGUACAACCGUUGUCAUUGCCCAUCGUUUAUCAACUAUUAAAAAUGCGUCAAAGAUAGUUGUUCUCGACAAAGGAGCCGUUAUCGAAGAAGGAAAUCAUGAAACAUUAAUAGAAACUAAAGGUGUUUAUCAUGGUCUUGUUGAAGCACAAAAUUUACGUGUUAAGGGAGAAGAUGAAGACGAAACGGAAGCAAUUCCCGUUUACAAUCGAGCUAGAUCGAUGAGCAACUCAGAUCAAUUUCAGAAACAAUUAUCCGUAGAAAACAAAGACUCAAAGGAAACAGCUACCGAUGCAGAAGAGAAAAUUGAGAUGGCCACAUCCUUACUUGGACGGAAGGAAAACGACGAACCUGUCAUAUCUUAUUCUGGACCUUCACCAUUCUUCUCUAUGCUCAAAAUGAACAAACCAGAGUUAAUAUACAUCAUAUUUGGUUGUGUCGCAUGUAUUUGUAAUGGAGGUGAGUUGAGAAAAGUUGUCUGGUACGAAAAUCAAAUCUGUCCAUGUUCAGGUGUUCAACCAGCAUUCGGUGUCAUUUUAAGCAAAGUUAUAGCAGUCUUUCAAGUGUGUGAUCCAAAGGAACAGGAAAGAAGGGUAUUGACGUAUAUUCUCCUAUUUAUUGGUCUUGGCUUUCUGAUGCUGAUUACAAUGUUUUUACAAAGUUUUCUCUUCGCAACAUCAGGUGAAGAAUUGACACAGCGUCUUCGUUCAAAGAUUUUCCGUGCUUUACUGCGGCAAGAGGUUGCUUACUUUGAUCAAACAGAAAAUAGCACAGGUGCACUGUGUACCCGUCUUGCUACUGAAGCAUCCGAUGUUCAAGGGGCAACUGGUAUCCGUAUUGGUACUAUGUUACAAAAUUUCUCAAAUCUCGGUGUUGGAAUUAUUCUAGCAUUCGUUUACGGUUGGUCAUUGACUUUGAUUAUGCUAGCUUUCGUUCCAUUUAUGAUUAUUGCUGGCUUUUUACAAACAUAUCUCAUGACUGGUUUUGCGAAUAAGGAUAAAAAAGCGUUAGAAACCGCCGGCAAGAUUGCUGUUGAAGCUAUUGCGAACAUUCGAACAGUCGUACAAUUGACAAAAGAACAACACUUUGACGAUGAAUAUUGUCGAUUACUUGAUGUACCCUUUCGAAAUAGUUUGAAACGAGCACAUGUCUUUGGAAUUGUAUUCAGUUUCACCGAUGCGAUUAUGUUCUUCGCACAAGCAGCACUGUUCACUUUUGGUGCUUGGCAAGUCGAACGAGGAGCAAUGACUUUUGAAAACAUUAUGCUCGUUAUGAAUUGUAUACUUUUUGGUGCAAUGGCAGUUGGUCAAACAGCAUCAAUGUCACCGGAUUAUUCCAAAGCCAUCGCAUCGUCGAAGAGAAUCCUAAUUUUACUUCGUCGUGAACCAUCCAUUGAUAAUUCUUCGACUGCAGGAGAAACCAUUAAUAACUUUCAAGGUCGAAUCAACUUAAAGAAUAUCAAAUUUUGUUAUCCCAAUCGUACAGAAGUACAAGUACUGAAAGAUUUUCAAUUGAGCAUUGAACCAAAUAAACAGAUUGCACUUGUUGGCUCUUCUGGCUGUGGAAAAAGUACUAUCAUUCAAUUGCUUGAACAUUUCUAUGAUCCAACACAUGGACAAAUCUUGAUCGAUGAAAAGAAUAUUUCAUCUUUGAAUCUUCAAUGGUGGCGAAGUCAACUUGGUCUUGUUAGUCAAGAACCAAUUUUAUUUGAUGCAUCGAUUCAAGAGAAUAUUGCUUACGGUGAUACAUCGCGAACUAUUCCAAUAGAAGAAAUUCAAGAAGCAGCUAAAAAGGCGAAUAUCAGUCGGUUUAUUGAGAGUUUACCCGAACAAUACCAGACAAAUGUUGGCUCCAAAGGUACACAAUUGUCCGGCGGAGAAAAACAACGAAUCGCAAUCGCGCGAGCGUUGAUUCGUAAUCCAAAGAUUCUACUACUCGACGAAGCAACUAGUGCUCUCGACACAGAAAGUGAACGUGUUGUUCAAGAAGCACUUGAUCGCGCAUCACAGGGACGUACAACAAUUGUCAUUGCUCAUCGUUUAUCAACUAUACAAAACUCUGAUCUUAUUUGUGUGCUUCACCGUGGUCAAAUCGUGGAAUCGGGUCAACAUGACGACUUAUUGGCGCGUAAAGGACACUAUUAUCGUUUGGCACAGUCCAAGAAAUGA
Molecule: messenger RNA, 4122 nt
Organism: Adineta ricciae
Lineage: Eukaryota; Metazoa; Rotifera; Eurotatoria; Adinetida; Adinetidae
Source: the annotation of a GenBank genome assembly